AGGUCGGCUGUGCCCCCAGCUGCCCAAGAGUUGCUCGCGAACUUCACAACAGCAACCAUCAUCUAGCAGUGUGAUCUUUAUAUGGGACGUUGGCUUUUUCUUAUUACCGAUUUGUCGUCACAUUCACUAUUGCUACGGCUGCGGUACUUUCUCGAAGGAUUUUGUACGCUGUAGCUAUAAUCGUCAUCUAGAAAUAAAUAUUUUAUUUAAAACCAAAAAAUAUUAUUUAAAACAUGCAGCUCAUUUUGGUUGCAGCAACAUUCCUAAGUGUAACAAGUGGUCAAGAAUAUUUUCGGGAGCCUGAAAAAAUAAUAAGCGACUCGCGACAGGUAGGAGACAAACUUGGACAGUAUUCAGUGGCAUAUCAAACAGACGGUGGAAUUUUGCAAAAAGAAGUUGGAUCACGUAAGUACGCAGGAACCGCUGAUGAAGCACAAUUGAUUCAGGGAUCUGUGCAAUACAAUGCGCCCGAUGGAACACCGGUUUCAUUCAGUUGGUCUGCUGACGAAUUUGGAACCCAGAUACACGGGACGCAUAUCCCGACACCGCCACCAAUUCCACCAGAAAUUCAAAGGGCACUCGAUUGGCUCGCAAAGCAGCCUUCUACCACCGAGGAAAAUUAUGACGACGACGACUCUAGCAGUACACAACCACCUGCUAAAGAGUCGAGGCCUCUGGAGGCCGAAAAAAAAAUAGUUAAAGAUCCAAAAUUUCGAAAUCAAUUUAGACGUAAUUAAUCCGAUUGCGUUAAUGUUUUAUUUAUGUAUCAUUACUCAAUUAGUAUUAUGUUAAAGUUCAAACAUUGUUUACAAUAAAAUAUAUAUUUUAUUAAUUA
Microplitis demolitor is the source of this 835-nucleotide messenger RNA. It is a transcript of the gene CPR17, whose product is annotated as endocuticle structural glycoprotein SgAbd-4. The record is from RefSeq and is a predicted model, not a curated record. Gene Ontology annotation, molecular function: structural constituent of chitin-based larval cuticle. Bases 234 to 737 code for a protein of 167 amino acids. Gene Ontology annotation, cellular component: chitin-based extracellular matrix. NCBI's taxonomy places the organism in Eukaryota, Metazoa, Arthropoda, Insecta, Hymenoptera, Braconidae. The transcript is spliced from 2 exons.